UAUAGUCAGCUGUGCAGAGCAUAUUUGACUCCACCUCUGAAACUCUGAAGCUACUUGGAAUCCGUGUAACGUUUCCCUUCCAUGAUAAACAUUAUUGAGUUAUUGAAUUGUACUAUGGUUCCGUAGAGCUUAUAAUUAGGUACGGAUCUGCUUUGCUUUUGAGCGACACUGUCAUUUUACCUUUGCCUAGCCAAUUCAUAUCUGAAUUAGGACCACAGCUCGUCGCUCUCAUAUGUUAAGGUAUAUAGAAAUUGGUCUUAAAAGUUAUUGAAUUUGGAACUAGUUUUUUUAGAAGAUAAUUUGUAGCACCCAAUGGCACUGCCGUUUUUAAUCAACAUAGUCGUUUCUCUGUCCACAAUCUGCGUUUAGAAUUACCCGUUAAUUGCUAUAUUAUGAAAAUCGCAUUCUGAAUACUUAUUUGUGAAAAAUAAGAAGGCGCCACAAAAGCAGACGAAAAGUUGUAUUGCAAAUUGUUUUUUAAAAUGAAAGGGGGGCGAACCAAUGUUUAUUUUCAUUCCUUGUUUACUUUACAUUUUGAGCAUGAAAACAUUUGAUCCUUUAUUUUGACAGUGAGUACUAGGUUAUAUAAAAAUACAAUUACAUACUCGGACAAGAUAAUCUAUGUUUCUUCUUCACUAGAAUACAUAGAAAGAUAUAAAGAAUAUGUUCAAUAAUUAUGUUUCUUCUUCACUAGAAUACAUAGAAAGAGAUAAGAAUAUGUACUAAUGGCUAAUGGAGAAUGUGAUGUGCAAUUUUUGUCGUAUGAUUCUCUAAAGAAAGAAUACUACUUCACAAAUCACAAGUGGUCCUUUGUUUAGAAGAGAACAGAGUAAACAUAUUUUUUUCUUUCAAAGGAAGAAAAGUCACAAUAGAGUAAACAUAUUUUUUUCUUCCAAAUGAAGGAAAGUCACAAUUUUAGUUACAUGCAUCUAGAAAAAGUAAUGUUAACAAAACAAUAUAGAUUGGAAACUCUUAUAGGGAAGUUUAAGAAAAUGAAAACCAUAAUGUAUUACAUUUUACACCAUAUUAUACUGUAUACAAUGUAAAAUUGUUCAUUUUUUCUUCUUAAUUUUUUUACAUUAUUCUUUCUUCCAGACUCCGCCACCCUGCCACCUUUAUAUUUCUAUGUUUUUAACUUUUUACCAUACCGCUCCACUAGUCACUACGGUAGAAACUUCCAAUACUCUAAAUCGUACAACCACUCAAUCAGCAUGAAUAUCUCUGAAAAGACCAAUCUCUGCGUCUUCUGCCCCCAACUACAUUGCAUGACAAAAAUAUUCUUCUGAUUUCUGCUACAUUUACUUACCCCAAAGAAGCAGAAAUUGUAUUAGGCCUGUUGCUUGAGUGCUUGAUAUGGUUUUUAAUCAAUGAUAUAUAACAUUUUUUUAACAAAAAUGUUGUGAAUAAUAGAAUUGUUGAAUAGGCAAUUUUAAUUUGAUUUUUUUUUUAAAGGACUAAAACGGUUAAGAAUUCACGUACAUUACAUCACCGCUUAAAAUGUUUCGCCUUUGCUUGAUCCAAAGAAAGGACCAAAACGGUUGUUCUUGCAUAAUACACGUGUCUUCCACUCAUUAGCUACGUGAGCGGUAAUCAUUCUCAUGAGUCUGCUGCAUUUUAACAACGGCAUUCCCAUGUGCACUGCCACCGUAACGGAGCCUGGACCACAUCUUCUAUUCAUCAUUUUAUCCAUCGUCUGGAGUAUAACCGCCUCUUUUAAUCUCCACCCUCCGAUCUAAUCUAUUUCAGUCAAAUCCCCCAUUUGCCCCCAUGAACUUCACUAUAAUUUCCAUUUUGCCCAUAUUCUGAAUUUUUCACUCACUCCCCCGGCUAGUGUGAGUGACACAAAAGACAGCUCUUUCUGCUCGCUUUUCACGCAUAAAAAGAUACAUUGCAUGUAUAUAUAUGUGUGUAUAUACAGUGGCAGUUUUCUAGUUGUGUAGAGAGUUUCUGAAAGAGAUGGAAGAGUACUUGAGGUGUAGAAGAUGUGAACGAGUCGGGGAGACGACAACGGCUGCGGCGACGGAGGCGGGAGUUGGAAAUGGUGCUGCUGUGCGGAUGAAAGCUAGGGAGGUCACGAGCUUCAGCUCAAAUAAGCGGAGAAAGGUUUAUUCUCAGUUCGAUGAUCGCAAGAUGAACUGGUCGUCGGAGAAUUCUGUUUUUCCGGCCACCUCCGUGACGUCAAGGUGCUCAAGCUGCGAGUCUAGCGACGUGGCGAAAAAUAUUUUGGAUCUGAAGGGAGAGGUUUUUGAAACGGACGAUACAGCUCAUUGCAACGGCAGAUUGAGUAGAGAGACGACGCCAACCACCGAGCUUCGCCGAGACUCGGUAACAGAAAUGGAGUCCUCAUCAACCACAAAGAAUGUUUCAAUGGCGGCGACCUCUCCUCAGAAACCUUCAACAAUGGAGAUGCCUUCCGCGGAAGAGAUUGAAGAAUUCUUCUCAGCUGCUGAAAAAUACGAGCAAGAGAGGUUCAAGCAAAAGUACAACUAUGAUGUAGUGAAGGACGUGCCUCUGGAAGGGCGGUACGAGUGGGUUCCCUUAAAGCCUUGUUCACAUGUCAUCAAAGCCUGCGAAGAAGAACAUGACAUGAUUGCUGCCUUUAACAAUUGAUCAUCAUGUGGUCACCUCACCCGGCCCGUAACUUAGCUGCUCAGCUCUCUACUUUUUAUCUUAAUUUAGUUCCCUGCAUACCUUAAUCAAUUGCUUUGUACAUGCAUAUAUUAUUGCAAUUUCCAUUUCCAUUUCCAUUUACAUAUGAAGAAUUGAUCCAACCUCUAACAUCUAUCAAUCUAUGCUUGAUUAGAUCUUA
Ipomoea triloba (trilobed morning glory) is the source of this 2809-nucleotide messenger RNA. RefSeq names its product cyclin-dependent kinase inhibitor 7-like. The coding region runs from base 1957 to 2610 and encodes 217 amino acids. Gene Ontology annotation, cellular component: nucleus. Gene Ontology annotation, molecular function: cyclin-dependent protein serine/threonine kinase inhibitor activity. The transcript is spliced from 4 exons. Gene Ontology annotation, biological process: negative regulation of cyclin-dependent protein serine/threonine kinase activity. Lineage: Eukaryota; Viridiplantae; Streptophyta; Magnoliopsida; Solanales; Convolvulaceae. The record is from RefSeq and is a predicted model, not a curated record.